GACACGCGCUGGCAACAUUACGGACCAUUAACGGUGUAUAGCCGUAGAUAUCAACCUUAGUUGUUCGAGUGAACUUUGAGGGUUCUAAGUUGAGGCAACAUCUCGGAAGUAGUUGCGUCCGAGAAUCACGUAAAAUACUUUGCACGGAGUGAUGAAUCUCUUUUCACAAGUCAUUUCAAGAGGGGUGUCUCGGCCCUCAGAGAGUGAGCAUGGGGCACCACCAAUAUCGAGGCCGUGAGGAUUCGUGUUGGAAUAUGCCAUGGCCUAUUCCAAUAGAUUUGGGAGGGCCGAGGACUCCAAUUUAUCCGAGUUGCGUAUAGUUUCUUAGUUUAGUUUAUGUUCUGGGAGACAUCAGAAAAGGCCGAACGUCUAUCCGAUCGGAGAGCACUGCUAGCGGUUACUGCUGUUUUACCGGCUCCUCUUCUUGUUGGCCUCUGUUGCGGUUUUACCGCUCCUGUCAUCGACACAAUGCAGAAUACUGUUGCCACUCCAGAUGGGGAACAUAUCGAAAUUGGCGUUAACUCAGAUCUCUUCGUCUUUGAUUCGACGAUGGUCGCGAGUUUCUUCAGCGCUGCCCUCACUCUGGGUGCUCUUAUCGGUACUCUCUCAGGAGGUCCCAUCGCUGAACGUACAGGUCGACGAGUCGCUCUCCUAAUCGCUGGCCCUCUCAAUGUCGCGGCUUUCCUUAUUAUUGCUCUCUGUAAGAAUAUCCCAGCUCUCAUCAUAGCACGGCUAAUAGCCGGGUUUUCUAUGGGUAUAUGCUCCUUCAUAUGUUCUGUAUAUAUCAGUGAGAUUUCGCCGACUAGACUGCGUGGUCUAUUGGGUAGCUGUACUCAAUUGCUUAUGGGUUUGGGUAUAUUGCUUGUUUACAUUCUAGGAGCUGUGUGUCGCACAGAUGGAGGGUCCUCCGAUCCUCUGGCCACUUCUAAGACAUUCUGUCGUUGGCGUUUGGUCGCGUAUAUCUGCCUCAUUCCUGGUGCAUUGUUGACUAUUGCUAUGUUCUUCGCUCCUGAAACUCCAAGAUGGCUUGCAACUCGCGGUAGGCUGCAAGAAGCGGAGGAAACAUUGUGUAGACUCAGAGAUGUCGAUUCUGUCGCCGACCCGAGAAUUGCAGAGGAAGUCAAAGCUCUUGAAGAUAUCGUUGAAAACCUAGGGAAAAGAAAAGGAGGAUUAUCCGACUUGAAGAGGAGGUUCGAUAUUCUAUGGCAUUGUCCAAAGCAAGUUGCUAUCGUAACGCUGACUAACAUCGGUACACAAUUCUCUGGUACCAAUGCUCAAACCUUCUACCAGGAUACUAUAUUCCAAGCGGCUGGGUUGAAGAACUCAUCAGUCCUUGCUAUAACAGUACGAGUAUCGAGUACAGUAGCGACGUUACCGAGUAUGUACCUAUUGGAUCGUGUCGGGCGCCGGCCUCUUCUCAUCAGCAGUUGGAUAGGCAUCACAAUUAGUCAGCUUUUGAUGGGUAUCUUCUUCUACCUCGAUCGGGAUGGUGAUGCACAACAUCUUGCCUGGCUCGCUCUAUUAGCAACCUAUGGUUAUCAGUUAUCAUACUCUUGGGGUUGUGGUCCUAUUAGAUGGAUGCUCGCCUCAGAGAUCUUCCCAGACGAGGCACGAGGCUUGGCGUCUGCUAUUGCUACUACGUCCAAUUGGACUGGGGCGUUCUUCUUUGUCCUCUUCCUCGAGUCUUGCAUUGAGGCAACUUCAAUGCAAGCUGCUUUCUUCUUCUUCUCCUGUGUCGGUGCUCUCAUGACAGUGUUCGAGUGGUAUAUGGUACCAGAGACCAAAGGUAAAACCUUCGAAGAGAUUCAAGAGAUGUUCGACAAUUAGCUGAUCGUUGUUUUCCGACCGGCUUCUUCUGCCUGGUUUCUUCACAUUCUAUGUAUAUUCUGCACUGUUGAGAGUGACCCUGGGUCAUUGCCCCAUCCGUCAUAUUUCUC
Perkinsus marinus ATCC 50983 is the source of this 1937-nucleotide messenger RNA. Its product is annotated as hexose transporter, putative. The transcript has a single exon. Bases 337 to 1827 code for a protein of 496 amino acids. Gene Ontology annotation, biological process: transmembrane transport. Gene Ontology annotation, molecular function: transmembrane transporter activity. Gene Ontology annotation, cellular component: membrane. The record is from RefSeq and is a predicted model, not a curated record. NCBI's taxonomy places the organism in Eukaryota, Perkinsozoa, Perkinsida, Perkinsidae.